Myxocyprinus asiaticus (Chinese sucker) is the source of this 4794-nucleotide messenger RNA. Its product is annotated as fasciculation and elongation protein zeta-2-like. Lineage: Eukaryota; Metazoa; Chordata; Actinopteri; Cypriniformes; Catostomidae. Gene Ontology annotation, cellular component: cytoplasm; axon. The transcript is spliced from 9 exons. Bases 36 to 1058 code for a protein of 340 amino acids. The record is from RefSeq and is a predicted model, not a curated record.
CGCACGCAUUGCCUUCCCCAUCCUCCGCCGCAGUCAUGGCGGUCCCAGUCGCUCCGCUUGAUGAAGACUGGCAGGAUUUUAACGAGUUCAGAGCGGCCGAAACGCCGCAGAGCUGGACCGCGGAACCAGAGGACUCACCGGAGAUCCGCAGCUUCACAUCUUUCGAGGAGACACUGAGCGCGAGCUUCCCGCUCUCCAACAACAACGAGUGCACGAGCGUCUGUGCGCGCGCCAUGAGCGAGCGCGAGCUGCUGCGAAAUGACGAAAUUUGGAAUGCUCUGACAGAGAAUUAUGGCAACGUCAUGCCAGUUGACUGGAAAACCUCUCACACUCGUUCACUGCACCUGCACACACUGAACCUCCGAUCACAAGAGCAGGUGGAGGUCAGUAAUCUUGACCUUUCUGAUGAUGAUGAUGAUGAUGAUGAGCUCAGAGAUCAGAUGGACUUGCACACCAUCAUCAUCUCGUGCGUGAACGAGGAGCCGCUGUUUACUGCAGAGCAGGUUAUAGAGGAGAUUGAAGAGAUCAUGCAGCAGUCUCCCGACUGCGAGGAACAUGAGAGUCCAUCCCAGUUUGACCUCUCUAUGAUGUCCCAUGACUUGAACACACUCAAACACUCUACAUCCAGUAGCAGCUAUGAGGAACGGUUGCAUGGUUUGUGUGUGUCUGAGCUUCUGGAGCGUCUGGAGGAGGUAGAAAAGCAGAUCCGUGGUCUCUCAGAGGAGCUGAUUGAUCAGCUGGCUGUGAGGGAGGAGCUGGACUUCGAGAAGGAGGUAAAGAACACGUUCAUCUCGGCACUCAUCGAUGUGCAGAACCGACAGAAAGAACAUCGAGAGCUGCUGAAGAGGAAGAUGAAGACCACAGCAGGUGUCCAGCGAUCUGACCGCUCGCACGUGCCGGGAACUUAUUUGACGACAGUGAUCCCGUAUGACAGGAGCAGUGGAGCCCCAUCUGUAGAAGAUCUGCAGAUUCUGACCAAGAUUCUUUAUGCCAUGCGCGAGGACAGUGAGACAGUUCCUGCUUUUCUCACUGACUACAUCCUCAAAGCACUGGUGUGAGAGGUGAAGACAGAGGUUUGUUGAUCUGAAUUGCCAAGAGUUGCCUCCGCAUCUGAGACCAUCAACCCACGCAUCUUAUCACGUGGCUUGUUGAGCGCGUUGCAACCACGCUCAACUCGCCAUGUGCCCCACCGAGAACGAACCGCAUUAUAGCAACCACGAGGAGGUUACCCCAUGUGACUCUAUCCUCCCUAGCAACCGGGCCAAUUUGGUUGCUUAGGAGACCUGGCUGGAGUCACUCAGCACGCCCUGGGAUUGGAACUAGCGAACUCCAGGGGUGGUAGCCAAACCUUUUGCAUUUUUAAGGAUUUAAAAGGAACAUUUUAUUUAUAUUUGUUUCGAUUGAGGACAUGGAUUUAACCCAAAGGGUGGUCCAGUUUAAUUCACUUUUGUGGACAGUUUUGUCCUUCAAGUAAACACACACACAUCUGUAGAAAGCUGGAGGGUUUUUACUGUCUCUUGAGUGUGUGUUGCGUGGAUUUUGUUGAAUUAAAAUAUCAGUGCUUGCAAAGCAGCUGGUGUUUUAAAAAUUUUAGGCUUCAAUUAGUUGAAUUUGAGCUGAAUAAAUUGCAGGAAAUUGUGGAGAACAACAAUUAAACAAAGAUACAUUUCAGUGCAGUGCUGCCUUGCUAGCACUAUCAUUAAUGAGUUGAAUGCAGAAGUACUCAGUGCUAUGGAGUUAUAGAGCACAAAAGUGCCCCGCCCACUUAUUCAGUGUCUGGGUUCCGCAAGUAUUUUUCCCAUUCAUUUCUUCCAUAGACUUUUCAAUAAACCCUUCAUUAAAGAGUUGUAAAGCAUGAACCAAGCCAACCAGCACCGAGGUAAAUCGCAACAUUACAGACUUUAUUUUAAGGCAAAAAAUAUUUGAAAAUACGACAAAGUCAAAGGUACAAAUCUGUGUACUUACCGUCUUUCACGAGGACACGAACUACAAUCCCAUGAAGCACUUCGAAUGACAUGAUCGAAUGUAAAACUAUGGAAAUAUAUAAAACUAGGUUAUAUAAACAAUAUAGUUUGUUUAUUGUGAAAUAUUCUGAUAUACACAAAUAUAUACGUGAAGGGAGGCCAACUCGUUUGCAUCAUUCAGAGUGCAUCUUUGAAGUGGGCAGUCGCUUCCACAGGCUUUCUUGGACGCGGUUCUCUGAUUGGUGGAUCUUUCACUGCUGUACCAUGAGUUCUGUAGUUGUUCACCAGGAAUUAUGCUAUUAAAGGCAUUUUUUAAACAAUGAAGUUGAAAUAAUGCAGGCAGAUGGCUUCAACAGAAGCAUAUACCAUGGAUUAACAACCUUGGAGCUCACAGUGGGUCUGUCUUUAAAGAAAUGAAUUGUCAAUAUUAAGUUAUUGUUAGAAAUCAAUUUGUCUAUGGAAAAAAUAAAUGGGAUUUUUACUUCCGGAACCCGACUGUUGCGCUGUAUUCCCAGCUGACUCCUGCUUCACCUGAUUGGCUGAGGUCUGAUGACUGACAGUUCAUUUAUCCAAUCGUCUGUUCUUCCAGUGCUGUGUCCCACUUAAAUUUGAGGAGCUGAAAACUGGUUCAUCUCAUCGGUACGGAGGAACGCUCUUAUUCUGCAGAUGAUAUUCCAUUGUAAUAAUGCACAAAAUUUACCCCCAGUGGCAUUUAUUUCUUUAUCUGAAUGCAUGUUUUUGUUUUAUGUUGAUCUCAUUAAGUGUGCGAGCUAGAUUGCAGUAUUUCAGUUAUUUAAUUUCCUAAUGCAGUUUAUAUGUCAGUAACAGCGUUGUACUGUUACUCACUGUUUUCUUUAUUUUAGUUGAUCUUGUUUAUCUUUCAUAUUGUGUAAGAUGAAAUCAUAUUCAGAUGAGUUGGUUUUCAGCUGCAGGUCUUUGCUGUUUUCUUGUGUGGAUGUGGGAAUUCUCUCUCUGUCAGUCUUUCCAUCAGAUAAGUAUGACAGUUUUUAGGAAGUCUUGAGCAUCUGUGGGCUUUCUAUUAAUCUGAAAAGAUUCAAAUCUGAAAGUGAUCUUUCCAUCCAAGACAGAAAAACUGUAGGGAAGCCAUGUAGUGUGUUUCUGUGAAGUCAUUUUGGUAACACUUUACAAUAAGGUUGGAUUCGUUAACAUUAGUUAAUGCAUUAGGUAUCAUAAACAAACAAUGAACAAUACAUUUUUGCCAGCAUUUAUUAAUCUUUUUUUAAAUGUUAAUUAAUGAAAAUACAAUUGUUUAUUGUUAGUUCAUGUUAAUUCAUAGUGCAUUAACUAAUGUUCACAAAUACACCUUUUGAUUUGAUUUAAAAAAUGUAUUAGUAUAUGUUGAUAUUAACAUUAAGAUUAAUAAAUGUUGUUAAAGUUUUGUUCAUUGUUAGUUCAUGUUAACUUAAGUUAUUAACUAAUGUUAACAAAUGGAACCUUAUUGUAAAGUGUUAUAAUAAUAAAAUCAGCACAAAAACAUGUAUUUCGGUCACAGUUGAACAGAUUCAUCUACAGCAGCACACAAUUUACAAUACAUUUAGGCUAGGAAUAUUUUUGACUUGUACUGUACAUAAUCAAAAUGGGUAUAUUUGAACAUCUCUGGAGUUUGUGCCUCUAAAUUCUCAAUGACAGUAUUAAUAUUCAUUUAAAGAUGUGUGAGGUAUUAAAUUAAGAGUUCAGGUGUGAAAAGCAGUUGUUCAGUUAAAGAUGUUUUACCUUAUGAAGUGAGCUUCUUGACUGUCAGAUGUCAGCAGAGGAACAUGGUAUGGUAUAAGAAAUUUUACAGGUCACAUAAGAUCUUUGGAAUUGAUUAAUGUCGUAAAGUGUGGAGAAAUAACUAGCAUUACAUUAAGAGAUAAACACAUCUUUCUGGCCUCACUGAGGUCCUGUACUGAGAUUGAGUGACUGUCUCCAACUUCAAGUCUUUGAUUGUAUUUCUUGACUGGUGAACCACAGGUCAGAUAUGAUAUUUUUGUAUGUGUAGUUGUAAAUGCUGAAUGCUUUUUUUUUUUUUUUUUUUUUUUUUUUUUUUUUUUUUUGAGAGGUUGAGAUCUUGUGUUGAGUCUUGCAGAUGCACAACCUUAAACUCGGGAAGAAAUCAUGUGUCAGUAUGAAAUAAAUGUCUCUUAAUGCUCAUGUUAAAGGGAUAGUUCAGCCAAAAUUAUAAUUCUGUCAUUAUUUACUCAACCUCAUGUUUUCCGAAACAUAUUUGAUUUUCUUUCUUCCAUGGAAAGUCUCGGUCACCAUUCACUUUUAUUGUAUGGAAAAAGAGGUGCAAUGAAAGUGAAUGGUGACUAGGUUUGGAACAACAUGAGGGUGAGUACAUGACAAAAUUCAAAUUUUUGGAUGAACUAUUUGUUUAAUGCAAGUGAAUUGCUUAACUGUCUGUCAGAGAUUUUAAGGUCAAAAUCGUUUUCAUGUUUGUAAUGCAUUCAGAAUGAAAAAGUCGCUGCAUGCACUUUGAAUUUGUCUCUGAAAGGGAAUAGAACAGAUAAAACAUUAGUGAACUACAACUCUUAGAUGUAACUCUUGAGUUGUGUUGUCAUGAAUGUGUGUCAGGUUGAGGUGGCCUGACACUGAGUAACAUUAAUAAACUUCAUCAGGGUACACAUGCUAUAAUAACUAGAGGUUAUAUAUUUAACAAGCAAUAAUCAAACGCUGCCUUUGUAAGUGCAUGAAGUUUUGUACAUUGAAACUGAUAUUUUUAAUGCAACAAUUUUUGUGCUAAUGGUCCUUUCAAAUAAAUAUUUUAUAAGAAACAUGUACAUAGUAGGACAGUUUCCAAAUAAAGUUGUCUGUUCUGUUCAUCAAA